CUGGGAGCUGGUUGCGCGCGACAGUUUACAUUGUUGACCUAGCUUCUAAAAGCCGGGCGGGCUGUGAAGGAUGUUGGGCAAUUAAAGCGGACAAAUCCCGAUUUUGUUUCUUUAUAGCCUAAAUACUGUGUAUAGUGAUGGGCGCGGCGCCUGUAAAAAUCUGUAAACGCACUAUGAGCAGAUAAUGAUAGGUCAUGUUUUUUAGGAUCUGUUUGUGUCUGCAGCACUCCGAAGUGGAACCUCAAAAUCUUAACCCGUACAAGCUUCAGGUUCUUUGGUGCUUAACUGGUUAGUGGUUAUCCAGUCGAACCUAGCAGCUGAGACAGACAUCGACAAUGUGCUCAAUAUUAACCAAGGUAAGACCCAUUCAUCGGGCUGUAGCCCUGUCGCUUCGUCUCGGAGCCAGCAGCGAGUGCUCGAGGUAUGCGGCCACCCAGAGCAGGCGCCUCUCCCGCGGCGUGAAUUCUGUCGUAGAUCCGCUGCGGAUCAACGCCAGGUUUUACUGCUCCAGGACGGCGAAGACCGAAGGACUGCUCUUCAGACAACUGUUUGAGGUGGAGAGUUGCACCUACACCUACCUGCUGGCAGACACGAAGACCAAAGAGGCUAUUAUAAUUGAUCCUGUGCUGGAGACAAUUGACAGGGACCUAAACCUGGUGAUGGAACUGGGGCUCAAGCUGACACUAGCAGUAAACACCCACUGCCAUGCAGACCACAUAACGAGCUCCGGGUUGAUGAAGAAAAGAGUUUCUGGUUUGAAGAGUGCCAUCUCUAAAUGGAGUGGUGCCUCUGCAGAUAUCCUGUUGUCAGAGGGCGACAAGCUCGCCUUUGGAAAACACUACCUGACCGUGAGAGAAACACCAGGACACACCGACGGGUGCACAACCUUCGUGUCAGCAGACGAGAGCAUGGUUUUUACUGGGGACUCUCUGCUCAUCCGAGGCUGUGGCAGAACAGACUUCCAGCAGGGUUGUGCAAAAUGCCUUUAUGAUUCCAUCCAUGACAAGAUCUUUACGCUUCCUGAUAACUGCCUCAUCUACCCAGCACAUGACUAUUUAGGUCAGACUGUUUCCACAGUGAGUGAAGAACGCAAGUUUAACCCUCGCCUGACAAAGUCCAAGGAUGAGUUUGUGGAGAUCAUGAACAACCUGAAUCUCCCAAAGCCGUUUAAAAUAGAUAUUUCAGUACCUGCUAAUCUAGUUUGUGGACUCCAUGGACUCUGAAUGCCUUGUAGAAAAAAAGCAUGUUUAUAAAGUAACAACAGAAUGAUUCACACUCAAAAUGUUUGUUGUAACCACGACAGCUUACCAUAAAGUGAUUUAAUUGUUUGUAACUUAUGUAUUUGAAAAUCUGUUAUCAUUUGUUGUGCAGCUACUGAUGUAACUAUUAUUGCGCUUAAAAUAAAAAUGUAAUAAAAUCUAAUUUGAUUGUUAAAAAAAAUAUAACAAUGCUUUUGUCUGACAGAACAGUUUUUGCAUUGUGUUUGAGUUGAAAGUUUUCUGUACUGUGUACAACUAUAAUAUUAAGAGUUGUAACAUGAUUGAACGAAUGAAUAAAUGAAGGUGAAUGUUUCAACUAAGGGAAAUCAAUGCUUUCAAUGUAUGGUUUAGUGUUCAUGUGGCAUUGUUUUAGGUGACUUCCUCCACAUGGCCUAUUCAGUAAUGCUGUACUCUUUUACUAAUAAUUUAUAUGUAUAUUAUUUUAUCACCCACACUGCUACCAGUCCCAAUAUUUUCAGGAUUGUUUUCCAUCAAAAAUAAUAAAGGAGUUGUUUUUGUGGCAGAACAUGUCAGACAACCCUGCAAUGGCCUUUGCUCCUGUAUAGAAGACCAUCUAGUGAUAUUUCUGUCAUAUAGCUAGAUGUAGAAGACCAAUGCCAAUAAACUGUUCAAUUGUAGGAUUUUCGGGUUUUCUGAUGUGCUGCUUUCAGUUCUUUGACUAAACGACUGUAAGCUGUGAUAGUUUCUGAGGCCAGUAUCAAAAUAAAACUGUUUUCAAAUGAAA
Molecule: messenger RNA, 2004 nt
Organism: Girardinichthys multiradiatus
Lineage: Eukaryota; Metazoa; Chordata; Actinopteri; Cyprinodontiformes; Goodeidae
Product: persulfide dioxygenase ETHE1, mitochondrial-like
Exons: 7
Coding region: 336-1223 (295 amino acids)
Biological process (GO): glutathione metabolic process; hydrogen sulfide metabolic process
Molecular function (GO): sulfur dioxygenase activity
Source: RefSeq, a predicted model, not a curated record